Molecule: messenger RNA, 1950 nt
Organism: Lobosporangium transversale
Lineage: Eukaryota; Fungi; Mortierellomycota; Mortierellomycetes; Mortierellales; Mortierellaceae
Exons: 1
Coding region: 175-1713 (512 amino acids)
Source: RefSeq, a predicted model, not a curated record
UUUUUUUUUUUUUUUUUCUGUAUUUCAUUUUGCUGUCUGUUCUUUUUUCUGUCUUUUUUCUGUAUUUUAUUUUGCUGUCUGUUCUUUUUUCUAAACUUUGUUCUGUACUUUAUUUUGCUGUCUGUCUCUGACUUAUUCUAUUUUUCUUUGGCACCAUUUUACCAGCGCUAAAAAAUGCCUAAUGAUAAAGGAUUAUCUUGCCCGCAAUGUCAGGAAGUAUCUAAAGACAAAGAAGGAGCAAAGCUGCAUAUACGUGAAUACCACUCAAGGAAGUGCAAAGUGUGGCUGGUAAAUGAACAAGGGAUCAAAGAGUCAAUUGUCUUAAUGCGUGUACAAGGUUGUUUCGUCUGUCCAGUUUGCAGUAAGCCCAUCCAAACAAGAGAUGGCAUAACGAAGCAUACAAAUAGACAUGGAAAAAAGAAUGAUUCGGGAUUUGUUUGUCCCAUAUGCGGAGAAACACUGAAAUCGGCACUGGAACUGGACCACCAUUUCGGUGCCCAUACACAGCCUCGCGAGCUGGCAGAAAGCGAUGCCUCAGAUGACAUUGAGGUGCUAAAGCAAGGAAAGGCGGAGCUUGACCUUGCAACGAAGAAUCCAAUUUUUUCCGACUGUUUUCUCGAGACCCUGGUCCCUUUUUCACUGGAACAUGAAAGUGGAGCUCGAUCUAUAGCUCUAUUAACUCAAAUUGGAGCAAAGCGGACAGCCGAAGAUCAGAUCAUUGCCAUCAAUCCUAUCAAGAAGCCAAAGAAGCCUUCUUCCAUGGAGCCAAAAGACUUCAAGUUCCUUUUAUCAUCGCAUCGGUAUGGUCGUCUAAUUGAUAUUGAGCGUUACAAGCCAUUAGAUGCAACAUUCUUUCUUUUAAACUAUGAGGCUUUGAAAUUCGAUAUUGCCAAAAAUCUCGCAGGAGCAGUAAUUCAAACAGGAUUGCAAGCGAUCCUCAUCUUGAAGGCUGAAGUUUAUGGUCGUGAACCAAAGGAAGACCCUCAUUGCUUCGAUCUAUUAAAGCCAACUCUGGAUUUGAAGAGAGUGUCUUCAAUUAACCACGACAACACCAAUAAGCUCGUGAUUGGAACUCACACAUGGAGCGCCCUUAUUACGGCUUCAAUUGAAUUGGUUUCAGGAGCCAUUGACGUUGGAGCUAAUAACUCAACUGCCCACAUUGGAGCAUAUACCACAAUUUGGGGCCGGGAUGACUGGCAACAAAACCUUUUACUUGAAAGGCAGCUGAGGUCAAAAUUCCAUUGUAAAGCAACGUACUUUCAGAGUGCGUCAAUGUUCUAUUUAUUUGCAAACUGGGCAUGCUACCCUACAACAAUCUUUCGACUGGAGAACUAUUACCAAGGCAGCAGGGUCAUAUCGGGGGUAAAGGCAGCUGCAUCGAUAUUUCAUCAGAUUGCGAAUACAAGAUCAAUCAAGCGAAAGCGACUACUAAAGCUACUUCGAAAGCUUGAUAGUCCCGACCAAAGUCAAAAAGCACCUGUUACGAAAAACGCCAUAAUGGAACUCCUGGAAUUAAUCCCCUCGAACAAAAAAAAACUGAAGUUGACUGACAAUGCUGAGGCUUCUACAAUUUUAGUAAUGUUAGCAAGCGGAUUAUGUGGAGUUAUCCGCGACAUUAACAAAAAACAGGUACGGCCUGCAAUUCAAGCCACGGUGGAAGCCAUUUUGCAGGAUAAGGAGAAUGCGAGGCAACGUCAAGAACAAGGGCUUUAAAAGCAAUAAAAGCGAGGAAACACACACAAAUGCAGGCAGAGCGACAGAAGCAAUAAACAAUCCGAUUCGAAGUCUGUCUUUAUGUAUUCUUAUACAGCCCUUAAGUAGGCUUCAAAAAGAAAAAAAAUAAAAUAAAAAUAAAUAAAAGAAAGAGAAGGAAAGAGAGAUGUUGUUCUUUCGAACAAAUCUGUGCAACAAAAAGUGCUUAACCUCAGCCGAUCGUAGCAACAAGGCUAC